Molecule: messenger RNA, 810 nt
Organism: Oncorhynchus tshawytscha (Chinook salmon)
Lineage: Eukaryota; Metazoa; Chordata; Actinopteri; Salmoniformes; Salmonidae
Product: methionine synthase-like
Molecular function (GO): methionine synthase activity
Source: RefSeq, a predicted model, not a curated record
GCGUUUGCCGAGGAGCUCCACGCCAGGGUGCGUAGGGAGCUGUGGGGCUACAGCGUGGAGGAGAACCUCCCGACUGAGGACAUGCACAGGAUCCGUUACGAGGGCAUCAGGCCUGCCGCAGGAUACCCCUCCCAGCCCGACCACACUGAGAAGACCGCCAUGUGGACACUGGGCGAGGUAGAGGAGAAGACGGGUAUCAAGUUGACUGAGUCUCUGGCCAUGACCCCAGCAGCUGCUGUCUCUGGGCUGUACUUCUCUCACCCUAAAGCUACCUACUUCGCAGUGGGAAAGAUCACCAGAGAACAGGUGGAGGACUAUGCUGGGAGGAAAGAGAUGCCAGUGUCUGAGGUGGAACGCUGGCUGGGGCCAAUCCUGGGCUACGACACUGACUGACAGUGAUACUUCAACCAAUCCUGGGCUACGACACUGACUGACAGUGAUACUUCAACCAAUCCUGGGCCACGACACUGACUGACAGUGAUACUUCAACCAAUCCUGAGCUAUGACACUGACUGACAGUGAUACUUCAACCAAUCCUGGGCUACGACACUAAUGCAUCCACAACCACUACCUAGAAAACAGAGGCGCUGCUCAAUGGGCAUGUCUAGAUGGGAUACAGCUUUUGUCAAAUUGACAUCAAAAGUUGACAAAUUCUAACCCUUUUCCCAACCUUAACCCAAUUCUCCCAAACCUGCUACGUUAAUUCUCCCUAACCUGCUACGUUAAUUCUCCCUAACCUGCUACGUUAAUUCUCCCAAACCUGCUACGUUAAUUCUCCCAAACCUGCUACGUUAAUUCUCCCAAACCUGC